CGGGCACACUAUGCUCUGUCUUUUUCCUUCCGUUUCCCUUUCUUUUCCCUUUUCACGUUUACGUGACGGUCGUGUAACUCAGUGUUUGCAAACCAAUCCCAGCAAUGGUGCGUAUGAACGUAUUGGCCGAUGCCCUCAAGUGCAUCAACAAUGCUGAGAAGCGAGGCAAGCGCCAGGUGCUGCUGCGACCCUGCUCCAAGGUGAUCAUCAAGUUCCUGACUGUGAUGAUGAAGCACGGCUACAUCGGCGAGUUCGAGAUCGUGGACGACCAUCGGUCGGGCAAGAUCGUGGUCAACCUGACCGGACGCCUCAACAAGUGCGGUGUCAUCUCGCCCAGGUUCGAUGUGCCCAUCAACGACAUCGAGAAGUGGACCAACAAUCUGCUGCCCUCCCGUCAAUUCGGCUACGUCGUGCUGACCACCUCAGGCGGAAUCAUGGACCACGAGGAGGCCAGGAGAAAACAUCUGGGAGGAAAGAUCCUCGGCUUCUUCUUCUAGAGAGCCACGGAUGAUAGAAGAAGAGUCAGUCUGUGUGAGGAGUUGAUAUGAGAUUGACGUUUUAUUUCACCGACACACAAUAGUACAUCCAAAACACGUUUUGUAUGCAAACCAGGGGCGAGAACGCAUCUACAUUCAUUCAGACAACACACGACAAUGAAUGUUUUGUUCACAAAGAAACACGAAAUAAAAUGAUUGAUACAUAAUAA
Messenger RNA from Drosophila rhopaloa, 706 nucleotides. It is a transcript of the gene RpS15Aa, whose product is annotated as 40S ribosomal protein S15Aa. The transcript is spliced from 3 exons. The record is from RefSeq and is a predicted model, not a curated record. NCBI's taxonomy places the organism in Eukaryota, Metazoa, Arthropoda, Insecta, Diptera, Drosophilidae. The coding region runs from base 105 to 497 and encodes 130 amino acids. Gene Ontology annotation, biological process: translation. Gene Ontology annotation, molecular function: structural constituent of ribosome. Gene Ontology annotation, cellular component: cytosolic small ribosomal subunit; ribosome.